UCAGCCCAGGGGGAACUUGAAACAGUCUGACGGACAAAGGGGGAAAAGUCAUGUAUCCACUUUUGCGCGCAACAGAUAUGCAUCGCAAAGUAUGCGCUUUACGUUAGUCCGUGGACUGUUAGUCGAGUCUUUUCAUUCGAGAUUUUCUAAAACGAUGCCAAGUGAAAGUUAAGCGGCAGUUGCUUACGGAACUUUCAGGGACAAUGAAGACGAGUAGACGUUUCUGUCCGUUUUUGGCUGUGCUGCUGUCGUGCUGUUUCUUGGCGUCUGGACAAUAUCAUGGAGAUAAUGGAAUAGCUCUUCCCGAACACGGAUUCUGUCAGCCCAUAACAAUCCCGUUGUGCACGGACAUCGCUUACAACCAAACUAUAAUGCCGAAUCUGGUUGGCCACUACAACCAAGAGGACGCGGGGUUAGAGGUUCAUCAGUUUUACCCGUUAGUAAAGGUACAGUGCUCUCCAGAACUGAAGUUUUUCCUAUGCUCCAUGUACGCACCAGUAUGCACGGUUUUGGAGAAAGCCAUUCCUCCCUGUCGCUCCAUUUGCGAGAGGGCAAAGCACGGCUGCGAGGCCCUCAUGAACAAGUUCGGGUUUCAAUGGCCAGAGCGGCUGAGAUGUGAACAUUUCCCCGUGUUGGGAGACGGGCACAUUUGCGUGGGCCAGAACGACUCCACGGCCACGGUGUCGCCCGUUCAUAUGCCUAUACCGGGAACCCCCGGUGUUCAUCUGUACUCGACGCCCGACAAACCUUUCCGCUGUCCGUCAAUGCUUAAAGUGCCAUCCUACCUCAGCUAUAAGUUUUUGGGUGAGUUGGACUGCGGUGCUCCAUGCGAGUCCUCCAAAUCCCAUGGGGCUUAUAUGUUCUUCACUGACCAGGAGAUCGAAUUUGCUCGUAUUUGGAUUCUCAUUUGGUCCUCCCUUUGCUGUGCAUCCACAUUUUUUACUGUAACCACUUACUUAGUGGACAUGCAACGUUUUAAAUAUCCCGAGCGUCCCAUUAUCUUCCUGUCUGGUUGCUAUACCAUGGUCUCCAUCGCAUACAUCGCUGGCUACUUUCUGGGCGAUAAGGCUGCGUGUAAUGAGAGCUUUCUUCCUGAUGGCUAUAAAACCAUUGUUCAGGGUACAAAAAAGGAAGGAUGCACAAUUCUUUUCAUGAUGUUGUAUUUCUUCAGUAUGGCUUCUUCAAUCUGGUGGGUCAUCCUGUCUCUCACCUGGUUCCUGGCUGCGGGUAUGAAGUGGGGUCAUGAAGCUAUUGAAGCCAAUUCGCAGUACUUUCAUCUGGCUGCCUGGGCCGUUCCAGCCGUAAAGACCAUUAGUAUACUUGCCAUGGGACAGAUUGAUGGAGAUGUGCUAAGUGGUGUGUGUUUUGUGGGCCUAACAAAUCUGGAUCCACUGAGGGGCUUCGUGCUAGCCCCCCUCUUCGUCUACCUCUUCAUCGGCACCUCUUUCCUGCUCGCCGGCUUCGUGUCGCUCUUCCGCAUCCGCACCAUUAUGAAGCACGACGGUACCAAGACAGAAAAACUGGAACGUUUGAUGGUUCGCAUAGGCGUUUUUUCGGUUCUCUACACUGUCCCGGCCACCAUCGUCAUUGCUUGCUUUUUUUACGAGCAGGCCUUUAGACAGCACUGGGAGAGGAGCUGGAUCAGUACAAACUGUAAGAGCCUGGCCAUUCCCUGCCCCAUGCAGCCCGCUCCACACAUGACCCCCGACUUCACUGUUUUUAUGAUCAAGUACCUGAUGACUCUUAUUGUAGGGAUCACUUCAGGAUUCUGGAUUUGGUCCGGGAAGACGCUGCAUUCUUGGAGAAAGUUCUACACGCGUUUGACCACCGGCGGGCAAGGGGAGACUACGGUGUGAAUUCCUGAAUUUUAGGAGUACAAGCUGAUAAAAUCAAAUAUAAAGUGCCUUCAGUUGUCAGUAUGUUUAAAGCAAUUAUACAUGCCCAUUUUCUGCAAGUACUGUUUGUCAGAUUCCAGACUUUUGGAGCAUUUUGGGUUCUUGGACUCUCAAGUGGAAAGAAUGUAAAACCAUCUUGGUUUCCCCAAACAAACAUGGCCAAUUUGAUACCAAGUGUUUUCCUCCCCCAUUCUGCACUCCCCCUUUUUUUUUCUCAUAAGCUGCUGGCCAUAAAAACUCUGCUUGGAAAGUGAGAUACCAGCUGGGAAUUCAGCAAAUGCCAGAGCAAAGACCUAAAGGGGGAUGAAAGCCUGAAAAGGCCUGUCAUCUAAUACUGUUAAAUGUACUUAAAUCCUUGUAAAUAGUUUUUGUAAAAAUCUGUAUUUGAACAUGAUUAUAUAUUUGUAUUUAAGCCAAUCUGCAUUUUUGUGUUUCAGCGAUAAAUAUUCCUGUUUUUAGCCACCAUUCUCUCUCAAGCUCUCUCGCUUUGUCUCAUAUCAGUUAGCAUUCUGUACUUAUGUUUGUCCAUCUGUUUCAAAUUAAAAGUGCUGUACAUAUAACUUCCUUUUUUCUGCCAUGUAUCACUGCUAAGCCAUAUUUAGCACACCAGUAAAAGAAAAUCUCUUCCUGUGCUGUGUGUUGUAUGAGAGACUGAAGAGUAACUCUGUUUUUCAAAUAUGUAAUCCAGCUGUAUGUAAUUGAGCGUUUGAAACCACCAUCUUAAGUUGAGAGUUUGGAAUGGUUGUGUGCGUGAGUCAGUGAAAGAGAGUGCUGAUUAAACACCGUAUUUUGUCUGAUUGCGGUGUGAAGCAGUCAUUGAGGAGCAAAUGGUUCUCGCAUGGUCCUCCGAGCUGAGGCAUGUGGAAAGAAAUGAAAAGCACAUGAUAAAAUGAAUGUGUGUUUAUGUCACAAACCAGGCUGCCUUGCACUCUGAGCUACACAUUAGACUUUUUGUUACCAAUACUGUACCUUAAAUCUGGUCACAUAAAGAAAAAAACCUAUAACCGUUUAUAAAGUCAUUAACAGCAAUGAUUGGUAUUUUGUUCAAUCAUUCCUGUGAAGGCAUAUACUUUAUAGAUUAACAGUAAAGGUAAGGUAGGUCUAGAGUAGUUGAUGUCUGUUAUGAAUUACAGCUAAACUGCUGAGGGUUUUAUUCCACAAACUUUCCCUGUCUUCCGACUGCUUGGUUUUUUGGGUUCUCCUUGGUUUAGCCUGUGAGUGUCUGUUUGUGAGCUCAGGUUUCUAAUCUAAUGCAUACCUCUGGGCAGCCAAUUUCAUGCGCAGCCUUUCAUACAAUGUUUGCCUUCUUCCUUUGCGCUCAUUCACUCAUACACCUCAAAUGUUCAUUGUGUGUGCGUGCGUGACACUAUAUACAGGUAUAGGAAAAGUCUGCAAAGAGCGACAUGGUUUUCGAGGUUCUGUAUAUGCUUUAUUUAAAUGUGGUUAGAAAGGCUUGGAUGUUUAGAUUUGUAUCUGUAUACUUAUACAAACUCCUGCCGACUGCUACAAAUCAUGCAUGUACACACUCCUUAUCAUGGGUUUUAUGAGUUUGCAUGUUGAUAUAAUUAUAAGACACCAUUAUUUUGGCUUUCUGUCCAAAAUAUAGCCCUUAUGAACGAUGAAAACAUAUUCUAAUGCAAUCUUGUGACUUGUAUUUUAUGAGGUAUUCUAAUUCGUAUUCAUAUGACCACAUGUUAAUGCGUUUGCCCCGUGACAUUGGGGAGGGAUUUCAUGGUUUGUUUGUUUUUUAUGAUAAUCAUACAUUUUUAUAUGAUGCACUUUGUAUGAAUUAGUCAACUCAUAAAAUACAUAUGAUUUCCUGUGAGAUCAGGCUUUGUAAUAUUAUAAUGGAAGUAAAGUUAUUCUGAGAAAUAAAAUGA
Messenger RNA from Paramisgurnus dabryanus, 3775 nucleotides. It is a transcript of the gene fzd2, whose product is annotated as frizzled class receptor 2. Gene Ontology annotation, molecular function: Wnt-protein binding; Wnt receptor activity. Gene Ontology annotation, biological process: canonical Wnt signaling pathway; non-canonical Wnt signaling pathway. Lineage: Eukaryota; Metazoa; Chordata; Actinopteri; Cypriniformes; Cobitidae. The record is from RefSeq and is a predicted model, not a curated record. Gene Ontology annotation, cellular component: plasma membrane.